Uloborus diversus is the source of this 1655-nucleotide messenger RNA. RefSeq names its product DNA replication complex GINS protein PSF3-like (gene Psf3). Gene Ontology annotation, biological process: mitotic DNA replication initiation. Bases 162 to 782 code for a protein of 206 amino acids. The transcript is spliced from 3 exons. Gene Ontology annotation, cellular component: GINS complex. The record is from RefSeq and is a predicted model, not a curated record. NCBI's taxonomy places the organism in Eukaryota, Metazoa, Arthropoda, Arachnida, Araneae, Uloboridae.
UUCUUGACUUAAAAAGCAAUAAGUAACUUAUUUUUCUUCUUCGAUUAUGUCAAGAAAAGUUACUUCUACUUACGCGAUUUAUAACAUUCAUUCCUUCAAAUUCAAAUUUGUAUUAUGCAUUAUCCGAUUUGAAUAGCUUAGCUUUUAUAGUUAACAACAAAAUGAAUUUCACAAAACGCAGUUUUAUUUGCGCAGAGGAAGAGUACUUUUCAAUUGAUGACAUUUUAGCAACAAAUGAAAGAAUUCCUUGUCGUUUUGAAGUUCCUGUCCAUAAGUUAGGUUUUCUGAAUCCGUCCAGUGGAAGUGCAGAUCUUGCUCAAGGAAAUAAGUUGGAACUUCCAUUAUGGAUGGCGCAAGGAUUGCAUAGCCGUCAUAUCAUAACAACUGAGGUGCCCAAAGUUUAUCGAGAGGCAUACAGAGAAAUUUUGAAUGCAGAUGCAACUGUAGUUGAUUUGAAUAAAAUGGGACCUUAUUUCUACCACUUUGGACUGUAUCUUCUGAGAUUCUCUCAUCAUGAUUCUGAGGAAAUAUGCAGAAUGUUGAACCAGACAUUUAGGAAUCGCUUCAGGAAGUUGAUGGACACCUCCCAAAAUUCUAUGGAAGAAGACGCAGCAAGUUCCAUUACUCAUCUUGACAGAACAGAAAUUGCUCUUUUUAAUCUUGGUUGCAAAAGUCUUCUUGAUCUAAAGAACUGGCAAUUUCGAAAGAAUAAAAAAAUAUCAACUGCAGAUCUUGUAGCAAAUCAUAAAAAAAGAAAAAGAGCAAUUUUGGAUGAUUCAUAAUUUGUUUGGCAGUAAGAUAUAAAAUUAAUCGUUAUUAAUGAAUUUAAGUCCAUAUGUGUAGCAUAUGUACGAUGCUGUUAUUGACAAGAUUGUUGUUGAGAUAAGCAUUAACGUAUCAAAAAGCUUUGUUGCAUAACUUUUGAUUUUUAUUUACAUUGAGUUUCUUUCUUAGUUGUAAAAAAAAAACUUAUUUGGAAAGAAUCCCCCCCCCCUCAAAUAUUUGUUUGCUGUUAUGACUUCAAUAAUCAUUAUAGUAAACCAUGUGAUGAUUGAAGCAGUGUGUUUGUGCUUUGUGUAUAUGUAUAGCAUACAUUGACCUAAAUUAUGUGUGUAUAAAUGAAUUAAAUAUUUAUCUAAGCUAUAUGUAUAUAAACAAGUCAUUUUUUGGCAUCCAUUAAUACAGCUCCUAAAAAUAUAGCAAUACUCAUGAUAUCAAAAUCAAAAAUGUCUUCCAUAAGUUCUUACAUAUAACUGGUUAUAAUGUAAAACAACAUUGAUUUAAAAUAACAUUUUAUGAAAACACAAGAGCUGGGGCAAGCCUAACUUGCCAGUAUUGUGAAGGCUAUGCAGAUCCUAAUAAAAACAUUAUGACGCUGUCGGUAUAGGUUUGCCUCUACUAUAGUAACUUUUAUAAUUCAAAAGGAUCUGACAUUAAAACUUCAUCAGUAUCUUUGCAUCAUUAGCACAACCAGAAUUUACUUUCAUGGUAGUUUUCAAUGAUUUUAAGAAAUUUUGAUUAAGUAAAAUUUCUUAGCACAAGUCUUAACUUUCAUGUUAAUAUUUUAAAUUAUAAUAUGUACUAUUGAACUUACUGUAAAUAUUUUUGUAUUAUUGUAAAUUUUUUUGAUAUUCUAAAGUUUUAAAUAAUAAAGA